GACCCAGCUAAACUAUGCUUUUUUUUGACCUGAUGUUGGAAGAGGGAGACCUCAAGUUUGAGGGAGGACGGAGAGAAGUACUUAGUUGGUUUGCCGCGAAUAAUUCUAAUUCAAGAUCCUAAAUGUAAAUUAUCACCACCAUGAUGACGUCUGCCUCUAUUGAGACUUGCUGUGUCGUGAUUCGUUCAUCCCUUCUACAAUUACGUGGAUGGAUGGCGAGAUAGAGACCGGGCCAGUGGAGAGACGAUUCUGCGAGGCGAUGCGGGAAUAGAAUCUGGAGUACUCUCUCUGUCAUUCAAACCACGAUAGGGAUCAGACCGGGAACUCCUAAGCGUAACCAACCACUCAGGCGACGACAGUGUAACUUCACCACAAAGGAAAACGCUUCAGAGAACGACAAUGCCAAAGCCUCUCUUCGCUUUAUGGUCCGUUGCCGGUGGGCCACUUGCUGCCAUACAAGGUGUCGGCGCAGCAAGCGACGGGGAUACAGCACAUCAGAGUGGACAAAUGGUUAUCCUGCCAGGCCAGGAGAACCCCCCUGAGAAACACCGCCAGUAUCAGAGAUUUCGGCUUCAAUAUGAUCCCUACCAUUUCUCCGGAGACCAUAGCUUUCCCUACGAGCAUCCUACCACAUACGUUGCGGACACUCGUGAGAGGAUGUAUAAUUCCGAUGUAGUUGUUGGGAAAACGGAGGAUGCUCCUCCUGCAACGUCAGUACAACAAAGUGCAGAACAACCCGAAGAUGAACAAGACCAUGAGCGAACAGCGGAGCGCAUGAUCCCUCUUGUGGCUCCGUUCAUGAACGAAACCUAUCUGGUCGCGACCUUCUCCGCGUCCUAUUGUUCACCCGAAAAAAGUGUCGAAAGUUGGUUCCAGACGAACGAGUCGCCAGCAAGACAUAAUCCUUUGCGCAUGAUAUCCAUGUUCAACGCUGUGGGCUUGCAAAAAGAUGAACUAGGAUCGAGUUGUAUCGGCUACGAUUUCCAAGCUGAGCUCUGCAUUCAAUCGAUCGACCUCGUGCGGGCGCCAGAACACGGCUUUCCCUUGAUCUGGAUCCCGACGCCAGUCGUAGCGAACUAUCGAGUAGAAUCGCUUUUGCUUCCAGACUCAGCUUUAGACUUCGUGUCGCGGAUGUUGCAAGAGCGAUUUUCCAAUAGUGCGAAGAAAAGUAAGCAGAAAAUCAUGGCAUCGUUGGCGGAAGAAAGCAGUGGUAGUCAGGAAGCUCAGGAUACCACUUCCAGUUCCACUGCGAUUAAAAACGCACCAACUACAGCACAAACAGCGGCACCAAAAAGUAGAUCACUACGAGAACUGCGGACAAGGACUACAUCAAAUCGGGCCCGGUCAUUUCGCACGAUGGACGAGGAGGAGUCCAAACUGUUGCUUCAAUACAUGGCAGCAACUGCAUCGGCAGGGACCAUUUUACCACAAAGUGGAGACGAUCUUUAUGGGGAAAAAUGAAGAGUAAGUCUUUCAAAACUUCAUCUUACUCAACAGGAUCAGAUCACCCUUCAAGAGUGAGUGUGUACUUUUCUACCUGGUUAAAGGACUUUUUAGAUUUUCUAAUGAUUCUGAUCAUCACGUACCUGCCGCGGUCACCUCACAUGAUGAUGUUCUGGAGCGUAGUAUUGACUUCGUCUAACUCUCUGCUCCACCUUCGUUUGGUGAACCUCUUGAUCGAUUGGAAUUCACCAUGCCGUACAUCGACCAGGCUGCUGCCUGGUGGGGCAAGCACGUUUACAAGCUCGAACCCAGAGAAAGUUGGAUGGGUAUGAUGUCGGAGGCAAUUCAGUACGUGAUUCAAGCUGCGGAAAUCGGAGCCAAAGGAUUGUGGGCUGAAUUCGGUGUUGCCAGCGGCAAAAGCACGGCGUACAUCGCAAGUGUAAUGCAGAAAACGUAUGGGGCACCAGCAGAAGGAGCAAUUCCGCACCCUUUGCUGCACGGUUUCGAUUCCUUCAUCGGGAUUCCAGAUGCGUGGAACAACCUGGCGACCGGAACGUUCACCAUGGACGGCAAAGUACCGGAGAUCGUGCAGAACAUGAAAAACAUUUUGGUGCACAAGGGGUGGUUCAACGAAACUAAAUACGAUCUGGAUUUAUGACCUGAUUUGUUUUGUCUGUUGCCUUGGUCUUAUUCAUCUACUCACUUUCUGUUUUGUCAUUCAUGUAGAAUUUGCUGUUUCCGGAUGUCAGCGCUCGAAAAUUUCUCUUCCUAGUUAGGAGGUACUUUUCGGCGUCGUGCUUCUACUUCACAGUUUUCAUAUUUGAUGUUGUACUACUUUCAUUCUCCCACGAAGGCCGAGUAGCCUUUCUGCAUAUGGACAUGGACAUUUAUCCUGCAGCACGUGAGAUUCUGUUGCAUUUCGCAUGCAGACUUGAGAGGGGCACGAUCUUGGUCUUCGACGAACUGAUAAAUUACGCGGGAUGGGCAUAUGAGGGAGAGUUUCAGGCACUAGAAGAAGUUGCCAGUCUCCGUGGCCUGAUCUGGGAGCCCCUUGGAUUCUACCAUGAACAGGCAGUGCCGAUAAUGAUUGUCGAGAAUCGGCGUUUAGGAUGUCCUGGAAAAGUGUCUUAGUCGUGAUUGAUCGUCAUUAUAGAAAUCGCGCUAGUAGAGCUACUGUGGACACGCCCACCACGGAAAAACAACAUAUGAUUAGCUACCUUGACCUUCGCGUGUCCUUAAGUUGUUCAUGAUGGCCUUGUAUCAGGUCGAGGAGUCGAAAUUCAAAAUGUAAAAAUAAUGUUCAAACUCAUGUUUAGUUUUUCGCUGGUAGAAGAAGAAUAAAACUUCGUUUUAUCUGCGUUUGGGCACGAAUAAAAAUCAGGAUUGUUGAUCUCAUCGCGUAAGCAAGAUGAAAGACAAGAGGACAAAAGUUGGCUGACGCAGCGUAUCUAUUCGUGUAAUCCCAAGAUCUUGAUGUGCCACCCCCACGCAGCCCCGACAACCCAAUCU
This is a messenger RNA of Amoebophrya sp. A25, 2952 nucleotides long. The record is from the annotation of a GenBank genome assembly. NCBI's taxonomy places the organism in Eukaryota, Dinophyceae, Syndiniales, Amoebophryaceae.